GCACAAGCGCUACUUAGUGAAGUAGACUUGAAUGACACGCCUCUCAGUGACUGAGUUCUGGAACCCGGAAAUAACGUGCCCAUUCUAUUUACUACGCAGCUGCAGGGCUGGAACCCGCCCACCGGCCCUGUACAUUUCAAAAGCGAGGGGGUUAACCUACAUAGCCCAUCCCCUAUGACGUGACGACACAUUUCUUGCCAGCCAAUGAAAGCGACCCUGUGAUUGCUUUGACGUCACGUCCCGUGUCCUCCAUUUCUUCAUUGUUCCAGAACCCGGGCUUGUGUGAGUGUCGGUGUUAGUAGGGGUUCAGGGCAGCAAGAGGCCGAGCAGCGUUCUACCCUCUCAGCAACAAACGUGUUCCGUGUGCAGCGCGCUUAAGAAAUGGAUCGAGAAUACGGCUCAUAUAACCAAAGAAGUAUGGACUCGUAUGGAAACCAGUCUUAUUCAGUGGAUGAAAUGGGUGACAGCAAUUUUUCCAGGUUUGGACCUUAUGAGUCUUAUGACUCCAGGUCUUCUGUGGGUGGGCGAGAUCUUUACAGAUCUGGCUAUGGUUAUAAUGACCACGAACAAGGCCACUUCGGAGAUAGUUAUGAUGGUCGAUAUGAAAACCCCUACCGGAAUAGCGUUGACUCUUUUGAAGGUAGAAGCCAGGGCGGGUCUAGCUGGGAUCCAUCUUUCACACGUUCAAAAGUGAGGACUGGGUUUAUGGAGGACAGAGGAAGAGACAGUUACUCUUCCUACGGCAGUUUUUCUUCACCCUAUAUGAAGCCUGCAACAGUAGGCUCUCGGGGGAGAGGAAUGCCUGCUUAUCCCGAAAAUGCGUUUGGCGGCAGAAGCAAUGAUGCUUUUGGAGGACCAUCAAAAGGCAGAGGUCGUGGCAGAGGACAAAUGCCAGAAUAUGGUGGAAUACGGAGACCUGGGCUUGUCGGAGACUAUAAACAGCUUGGAGGAGCUGCACGAGGAGUUGCAAGAGGUGUUAAAAGGAAGAUGGCACCACCUUUUAAACCUGUGGGGGUGUUUGGCAAGAAACAGAAGUUGUCAAAACCUGGAGCAAAUCAAAACAAAACUGUUCCACCACCAGCUGAAAAAUUAAGUGAGGAAGAAGAAGAGAAGCGUCGCACUGAAGCAAGAAGAGAAAAGCAAAGGCGCCGACGAGAGAAGAACAGUGAAAAAUACGGAGAUGGGUACAGGAUGGCGUUCACAUGCUCUUUCUGCAAGUUUCGAUCCUUUGAUGAAAAAGGUAUUGAAGAACAUUUGUCAAGUACAACACAUCAAGAGAUGUUGGAUCACAUUCAGAAGCAAACAAAGUUUGACAAACCUGUCAUGGAGUUUUUGCAUGAAUGCAUUGUUAAUAAGUUUAAGAAAACUGCGGCACGUAGGGCCCAAUCUUUAGCAAAUGAGGCUGCAAAGGCUUUGGAGAAAGAUGUAAUGGAAGGUGUUACUCCAGAUGAUCACAUGAUGAAAGUUGAAACUGUGCACUGUAGUGCCUGCAGUGUGUAUGUCCCUGCAUUGCACAGCUCUGUGCAGUUACAUCUCAAAUCUGCAGACCACUCAAAGAGCAAACUGGCAUAUAAAGAACAAAUAAAAAGGGAGAGUAUUUUGACUGCUACAAGCAUCUUGAAUAACCCCCUGGUAAAAGCAAGAUAUGAGCUUUAUUUAAAGGGUGAAAAUCCAUUUGAGACUCAGCCAGAGGAGCAGCAGCAGGAGCAGGAAGAGGAAGAGGAGGAGGAGGAGCAACAAGAGCAAGCAGCAGUACCAGAACAAGACUUAUCAGAAGAACAACCAGCUGCCAUUGCAGCAGAACCUGAAGGGGAGGAUUUUACCUGUGAUCCACUGACAACUACAGAUGAAGUGUGAUUUUGUGGCACCUGUCUUUCUGACAGUAAAUCCUUGUAAAUUUAAUGUUGUGCCAUUCUAUUUUUAAACAUGGUGUUGUGAGCAUCUUUAUUUGUCAGUUUUGUAUUUGAUAUGAAAUGCUUAUAACGCUUAUACUUUUGUGUUUAUAAAUUAACAUAAUACAUAAGUUUGGUUUCUCAUGCAAUUUUAAGAUGUUAAUAAGUUUAUUGGUCAGGUUUAAUCUCUGAUACAAUGUCCGUUUUAUUUUCAUUUCUUUUUUUUUUUUUUCAUGCAAGGUUCUAGUAAUUUUAACUAAAUGCUGUGAAGUCUUGGAAUGUAUUAAUACAGUAAAACUGGCUUAAUGUUGAUCUUGGAGAAUCUCUGUAAUGUGGCAGUAUACAAAUUUUUUUUUUUUUUUACUUUUGCAUCAUUUUGCUACUUCAAAAUGUCUCACAGUGCUAACAAUUAAAUGUCAAACUUUAA
This is a messenger RNA of Xenopus tropicalis (tropical clawed frog), 2319 nucleotides long. It is a transcript of the gene znf326, whose product is annotated as zinc finger protein 326. Gene Ontology annotation, cellular component: nucleus. The transcript has 10 exons. Gene Ontology annotation, molecular function: DNA binding. The record is from RefSeq and is a predicted model, not a curated record. Bases 382 to 1857 code for a protein of 491 amino acids. NCBI's taxonomy places the organism in Eukaryota, Metazoa, Chordata, Amphibia, Anura, Pipidae.